Polypterus senegalus (gray bichir) is the source of this 3064-nucleotide messenger RNA. RefSeq names its product transmembrane protein 104-like. The record is from RefSeq and is a predicted model, not a curated record. Lineage: Eukaryota; Metazoa; Chordata; Cladistia; Polypteriformes; Polypteridae. The transcript is spliced from 9 exons. The coding region runs from base 221 to 1855 and encodes 544 amino acids.
AAAGCGCAAGCGUAGUUGUCGAAGGGUCGUGUCACCGGGAAUUCAGAAACCGAAUGAUGUUGUUGUAGCCGCUUGCUUCACGUCCCUUCGCCGCACCAGAGUUUUGUAUGUACGUGUUUGUCUUUAUUUGGAUGAGAAAGACUGACUGCGGAGCUUCAAUAGAAGAAUACAGUUAGGUCUGCAGUUUGUUCUCUGCUCAUCCGCUUUACCAUCUUUCAGUAUGGCUGGAGGGAUAACCGAUACUGGUGAGCUGUACUCUCCUUCGGUGGGACUCGUUUACAUGUUUAACCUGAUCGUUGGCACAGGGGCUCUAACGAUGCCAAAAGCCUUUGCAACGGCUGGUUGGGUGGUGAGCCUUGUCCUCAUUUCAGUCCUGGCCUUUAUGAGUUAUAUAACAACCACGUUUGUCAUCGAAGCUAUGGCAGCUGCUAACGCACAACUGCGCUGGAAGAGAAGGGAGAACCAAAAGUUUGCAGUGUGUGAUCGGCUCCGAGAUGAACUGUAUGCACUGAAAACCACCGAUGGCGAAGAGGAGGUCGGCCUUUCUGGCAGCGCAUCCAUCGCCUUCAAAGCAAAUCUGCAUGACGUGUCAAAUGAAUUGACCAGAGGUUCUGAUCGUGAAAUAUUCACAAUAAACUCCAGUCGUCAUUUGUGCUUCCAGCAUCCAGCUGCCUACGCUGUAGCAGAUCUCGACCCACUGUUAUUUAUUGGUGCCUCUCAAUUUAGAAAAAGCACAAAAUCCAGGCGUGCGGUGUGGUGCACGUGUUGCUCACGGAGGCAAAGACAAAUGGAGAUAGUGGCACAUGAGAAGCCCACGCCAAUGAAUGAGUGCCCCACUAGCCGGCAUCUCGACCUCUCCAUCGCCGACGGAGGUUCAAAUGCGACUUUAUUUUAUUUUGUUGGAUGUUCUCAUCUUUUCUUGUGCCUGCUUGCUUGUCAUUGUCCUCGUCCUCUGUCAUCGUCACGCCGUCUAACUGGCCUUUCUGCUCUUGUCUUUCAGACCGUCUUCACGCUCCUCCUGGGACCCUUCACGUUUUUCAACGUUCAGAAAACCAAAUAUCUUCAGAUUGGCACUUCGCUCAUGCGCUGGAUUGCCUUCACCACGAUGAUCAUCCUGGCACUGAUCCGCAUUGGCAAAGGCAAAGGUGAGGGCCACCCGCCGGCCGCCGUGCUCCUCGGGGUCCCCAACCUCUUCGGCGUCUGCGUCUACUCGUUCAUGUGCCAGCACUCGCUGCCCUCCGUCGUGACUCCCAUCUCCGACAAGAGGCGGGUGAGCGCCCUGGUCCUGCUCGACUACGUCCUCAUCCUGAGCUUCUACAGCCUGCUGUCCUUCACCGCCAUCUUCUGCUUCGACAGCGGCGUCCUCAAGGACAUGUACACCCUCAACUUCACCGACAGCUGUGACGUCAUCGGCGUGGCCUUCCUGCGCUACUUCCUGGGCCUCUUCCCGGUCUUCACCAUCAGCACCAACUUCCCCAUCAUCGCCGUGACGCUGCGCAAUAACUGGAAGACCCUCUUCCACCGGGGUGGCACCUACCCCUGGGUUGUCGACAGGGUGGUCUUCCCGCUCAUCACCCUGGUCCCUCCCAUCAUUGUGGCCUUUUGCACCCACGACCUGGAGACUCUGGUGGGCAUCACGGGUGCCUUCGCUGGGACGGGCAUCCAGUACAUCAUCCCGGCCUGCCUGGUCUACUUUGGUCGCAAAGACGUGGGACUGACGUACGGCGACGCGGCGGACAACAAGCACAGGUCGCCCUUCCACCACGUCUUCUGGGUCUGGUUCGUGCUGGUCUGGGCCGGGUCCUGCUUGAUGUUUGUCACCGCCAAUAUCGUCCUGACCGAAACCAAGCACUGAGCUGGCAGUCACCCGAGUGUUGAGAAGGCAAUGAGAGGCGGGGCCUGGCGCCAGCGAGUUGUGCCCUCCCGGGUGCCCUUGGCUCUCUUCUCCUCCCCUCCUCUCGUUUUCGUUUGACCCCCUGCGGCUUUAGUUGGCGCCCCGUUUACCAGUGGGUACAACGUUAGCAUGAGCUGUGACAAGUGCCCUAGAAAUGUCCAAUUGCCUUACUGAACCCUGCCACAAGGGCUGCGCCAGAUAGUGCCAAGCGGCACCCCUCACUUCUCGUGUUCCCUUUAUUUUAGAACUCCACUGAUGAUUUGGAAUGGUGCCAACACAAGCCUCCCUGGCCAGCUGGCCUUCCUUGUGACCGGUGUGUCACUUGUCACAUCAGUAUGACCCCUCGGUAUUAGUGUGCCAUUAGCGUACGCGCCACCGUCCACCACCCAUCUGCCUCAAGUGGCCGAGUUUGGGCCGUUUAGCCGCCAUGUCUGAGCUCCGCAGCGCCUCCUCAUGGCCGCUCAGCCUGCAGAUGGCAGCUCAGUGUCACCCUUUGCCCCAUCGGCCAUGGGCUUGUCCCCUUAUGAUGGCCGCCCUGGGCAUUUGAGUGCACUGUCGCCCAGUUAGGGACCUGGAGGUUCAAGUCGGCAUACCAGACACGUGUGCUUAUGUCAUAUCAUGUGCCCACCACAGGCAACUUCUCCUUGAGCUGCGCACCUCCACGUGUAAUGAAGAGACAAAAGAUGGCACCAGUUACCUCCAUUAACUCUAAUGCCUUGGGCACAGUUAAAGUAAACGGGAAGGUAGUGCCAAGCUGAGUGCUGAUAGUCACUGGAUGUAAGUGGGCACCUCGACUGGCUGCCUACCUGUUAGUUUUGUGUUUUUGGGCACUUUGUUUCACUCCUCAUCAUCUUCAGUUUUCUUAACUUCCUCCUCUUCCUCAUCCCGGAAUGCACUCUACCUGCCUGAAGAAUUUGUUGGGCAUUUGGGCACAUCUGUUCAAGGUGACACCAAGUCCUCAAUGCCAGGUGUUCAAGACUGGUACAGUGCCUUGGUGCCAUGUGGCACCUUUUAUUUGCACAGGCUGAAAGGAGGCCAAAAGCAUGCUGGCUGGCCAGCAUUGUAUAAAGAGACCACCGGGGGCUGCCAGGGGCACAGUGUGCAUUUGAAACAGUUGACUUGUAACACACGAGACCAGUAAAGGUGGCUGGAGCCACUCUGACGAUGCCC